UCUUAGCAUCCAGUCGCAGCAUAUUGUUUCAACAAUAAUUAUCUGCAGUUUACCUCUUUGAAUACUGAAAUCUACUUCGAUCUGAUUCAUUACGUUAGAUUGUAAUUAUGACCAGUUUUCUGAUAUUAGGGUUGGUUGUGUUGUUUUGUGUGGGGUUUUCUCAACAGCAAAGUUGCUCAAUCACAAGCAACCAAGACAUUAACUUACCCGAUUUAGCAGUGCGUAGUGGACAACCACAGGAAAGUUGCUGUAGUAUUUGUCAGAGCACUCCUGGUUGCAAAGGAUUUGCCUAUAACGGAUAUGAAGGCGGUACUUGCUGGUUGAAGGCUGGAACAGGACCUUUGAUUUAUAAAGAGAAUGUUAAUGUUGGAAUUUUAGGAAGCACUGCUAGUGGUGGCGCUUGUUCUAUCCGAAGUAAUCAAGACAUAAAUCUGCCAGAUUUACAAGCUCGUUAUGGUCAACCGCAAGAAGCGUGUUGCGGAAUCUGUAAAAAUACGUUAGGUUGCAAAGGAUUUGCUUGGAAUGCUUAUGAAGGUGGCACCUGUUGGCUUAAGGCUGGAACAGGGCCAGUUAUUGCUAAAGAAGGUGUUAAUAUCGGAUUUAUUGAUGGUGGCACUGAUUCUCAAAGUGGAUCAAGUGGAUGUACACCAAUAGAAACAAAUAGGGACAUUGCUUUACCAGACUUGGCGGCUCGUUAUGGACAACCGCAAGAGAAUUGCUGUAGCAUCUGUAGUAGUACACAAGGAUGCAAAGGUUUUGCUUGGAAUGCACACGAAGGUGGCACUUGUUGGUUAAAGGCUGGAACAGGACCAGUCGUCUACAUGGAAGGUGUUAAUGUAGGAAUUUUGAACGGAAAUGGAGGCAGCGACAACUCUGGUGGAAACAAUAAUGGAGCUCUGAUAUCGUUUGACGAAUUUGCCAAUGCUGUCGUCAAUUCCAAUGGCUACCCUCGUCCGAGCGAAGCUCAGUACAAUGCAUUCAUUCAAGGCCUUCCCAAAGGCUUAAUCGCAACGAAACAAGAAGCAGCUAUGGCUUUGACACAAUUUCUUCAUGAAAGUGACGGACUACGCGCGAAAAGAGAGUACCGAUGCCAAGACAGUGGAUGUCCUGGAGAGUACGUAACAAGUGGAUGCGACGGUCCAAAUCAACGUUAUUAUGGCAGAGGAUAUAUACAAUUGACUUGGUGCUAUAACUACCGUGCGGCGUCACAAGAUUUGUACAACGACAAUCGUUUGGUUUCAGAUGCCGAUAUGGUGGCAAGAGAUGAAAAUGUUGCUUGGAAUACAGCCUUUUGGUUUUGGAAGGCAAACGUACAUAAUAUUGCGGGUGUUGCCGAUGGCGCAUUCGGUGUUACAACCAGGGCUAUAAACGGUGGACUUGAAUGCAAUAACAGCGCUGGUCAUCCAAUUGCUAGACAACGAUAUGCAAUGUAUGGACGAGUCCGAGCAGCGUUUGGUCUCGGCGGUCCAGGAUCGGAAUGGGGUUGUUAUAAUUGAAAUGUAAAAAACGAAUCCAAUUGAUGAAAAUUAUAUUGAAAGCGUCAAAACGGAA
Molecule: messenger RNA, 1551 nt
Organism: Bradysia coprophila
Lineage: Eukaryota; Metazoa; Arthropoda; Insecta; Diptera; Sciaridae
Biological process (GO): proteolysis; cell wall macromolecule catabolic process; chitin catabolic process
Cellular component (GO): extracellular region
Molecular function (GO): chitinase activity; protein binding
Source: RefSeq, a predicted model, not a curated record